ACACAUUUGCAGAUUUAACGGUCCUCUCGUCCUGCAAUUUAACCAUCUCAGCAAAUGAUAAACAGGGUCAUGUAAUGUUAAUAUCUGUGACAUAAUGUGAAAGGCAGUGAUUUGGUUAACGUCAAUAAAGUCUGUAGAAAUUACAUGCUAUUCCAUGAGGAUUUGAAGGGAUUAAUCGGCAUUAGGCUGUAUUGCUGCUGAGAGUUUGAGAGUGAAGGCAGAGAGAACAGAUUUAUUCUACUGAGGGUUAGAAGCUGCUAUUGCUCUAACCUUUACAUUUCAGCACUUUUAAAAAGGAAUUUUCUACAGUUCAUAUACUUUAUCAAUAUAUACAAAAGAGACGUAAUUGACCAAACUGAAGAAAUUCACUAUUUAAUUUUCAAGAAAACGGACAAGUUGUAAAACAAGGAACACAUUCUUAGCAAUCACAACUGGCUGUUAUGCUAACCUUUAAAAAAAUGUCAAUUUCCUUGUGGGGGGAGCAAUGGAUCAUCCUAGUCUUAGUUCUUCAGUUAGUUCUGGCCCAGAGCCAUGUGAAUGCUGCCAGCCCAAAGUGCAACACAAUAUAUAAAGGUUUUGCUGAGUGUCUAAUCAGCUUUGGGGACAGUCUAAUAGAAAAUGUUCAGCAUAACCAAGAAGAAAAAAUUCUGGAAAACAUUCAGGAACUGCACUCCUUAUGCACAUCGUGGAAUGAAUUCCAAAAGUGCACAAGCAAUGUCCUGGUCAAUUGCCCAGAGUUGGCUGCUACAGUAUGGGAAUCUCUGUUAAGUGAAUCCAGGAAAAUCCAAUAUCAAGGAAAUUUACAUGGCAUGUGCAAUGCCCAGACACUACUUACAGCCAGGAUGGGAGGUUCUGUUGAAACUAAUAAGGAGACACUAAGAGGCUUAGGAUAUGGCCUACAAGGCAACCUGUUGCAAGUUUUACUUUUAUUCCUUUUUCUUUGGCAUAUCUUUGAGUGGGUCUAACAAAUAUUAAAGUAAAUAUUAAAUAAAAGUUUACUCCUAAUCUUGUUGUCAUCAGAGUAAGGAUAAAUGUACAACAAAAGAAAUAAAGAGGGAAUAUGCUUUGAAUAGCAUGAAGGUAACUGAGAUUACUUAACCUUACUUAACUGGAGUCUAUAACCAUUUUUGGUUAUUUUAUUUAUUUGUGGGUUUUAGAUAUUUCAUAUGGGAAUUUUCAUUGCAUCUAUGAACAAAGAAAAAAUUCAGAUACGAUAUGUCUAAGCUUAAAAAAACAGGGGCGCUAUCAUUAAUCAUGCCUGAUGCCAAAAUCACAUUUUCCAUCUUCGAGCUUCCCUGUUCUAUGGGUCCCUGACUGCAGUACCCCUAUGCCCUCUUUAUUAUAGUAAAAAAUAUUAUUGCUUGCCGUGUCAGCUACAGGCUAAGUUGCAAUUAUUCUAUGUUGUUAAGAAGGUGACUUUUAGGAUAACAUAAAUAUAAUAUCCCAAAAUUAUUAUCCUCAUGGUAAAUUUACCAAUAUCUUAUCUUGCCAUCUGAGCUGCAGUUUUCCAACAAAUAUGCAGGUACCUGCUUCCACCGUUCCUAGUCCAUUCAUAGUGUUAACAAGUAAGAAUCAGUGCCUGCAGGUACGGGCAGU
Xenopus laevis (African clawed frog) is the source of this 1596-nucleotide messenger RNA. It is a transcript of the gene nrn1l.L, whose product is annotated as neuritin 1 like L homeolog. The transcript is spliced from 3 exons. Lineage: Eukaryota; Metazoa; Chordata; Amphibia; Anura; Pipidae. Bases 441 to 965 code for a protein of 174 amino acids. The record is from RefSeq and is a predicted model, not a curated record.